This is a messenger RNA of Tupaia belangeri chinensis (Chinese tree shrew), 4261 nucleotides long. It is a transcript of the gene LRIG1, whose product is annotated as leucine rich repeats and immunoglobulin like domains 1. The record is from RefSeq and is a predicted model, not a curated record. Lineage: Eukaryota; Metazoa; Chordata; Mammalia; Scandentia; Tupaiidae. Gene Ontology annotation, molecular function: protein binding.
CAGCCGUGCAGAGCCCGGACUGCAGGCGCGUGCUCUGCCCACAGCGCUGGGACAGCGAGUUGUACGGGGUUCUCCGAGCACGGGGGUGACCGCGCGUCCUGCCCGGGGUCUACAGCUUUGCUCUCCGAGCCGAGAGGAAGAUGCCUGUCGGCGCCGAGUACAGGCUGCCAGGCUGAGCGCCUUCCAGUAGAGGCGGCUGCACUGCCCUCGGCCGGCGGCAGUAGCGGCACUUGGCGUGCGCGGGGGCUCACAAGCCAGCCCAGAACACUGCAGGAGGACGAGGAGCGCGGGCCACGCACCCCUUACUGGGAUCCGUGGGGUUCGCAGCGAGCGAGGGCGCGUCGGCCCGGAUGGGCGCGGAGUUCGCGGCCCCAGCCGGGCACUGCGGAGCAACCGGAGCACCCGGGGCCCGCUGAACUCCGAAGUUAACGGAGAGAACUUGCGCCGCCGGCCAUGCCUCGGCGCGGAGACUAGUGGGGAGCUGAGCCCCCGCUGGCGUGCCUGGGACUGCGGCCUCCCGGGACCUCGCAAUCCCAGCGCCCGGAGUUCGCAGCGCGCUCCAGACAAGAUGGCGCGGCCGGUUCGGGGAGCGCUCGGGGCCCCGCGCCGCUCGCCUUGCCUUCUCCUUUGGCUGCUGUUGCUUCGGCUGGGCGGCGGGCGCGGGCUGUUGGCGCUACCGGAGGACCUGCCGGCUUGGACCCGGAGCUUAAACCUGAGUUAUAACAAACUCUCUGAGAUUGACCCUGCUGACUUUGAGGACUUGCCAAAUCUACAGGAAGUGUACCUCAAUAAUAAUGAGUUGACAGCCAUACCGUCUCUGGGUGCCGCUUCAUCACAGGUCAUCUCUCUCUUUCUGCAACACAACAAGAUCCGCAGCAUCGAGGGGAGCCAGCUGAAAGCGUACCUUUCCUUGGAAGUGUUGGAUCUGAGUUCUAACAACAUCACAGAAAUCCGGAGCACCUGCUUCCCGCAUGGACUGCUCCUGAAGGAGCUCAACCUGGCGAGCAACCGGAUCGGCAUCCUGGAGUCGGGAGCAUUUGAUAGUCUGUCACGGUCACUGCUAACUCUUCGGCUGAGCAAAAACAGGAUCACCCAGCUUCCUGUGAAAGCAUUCAAGUUACCCAGGCUGACACAACUGGACCUCAAUCGGAAUCGGAUUCGACUGAUCGAGGGCCUCACCUUCCAGGGGCUCGACAGCUUAGAGGUGCUGAAGCUUCAGCGGAACAACAUUAGCAAGCUGACGGAUGGGGCCUUCUGGGGGCUUUCCAAGAUGCAUGUACUGCACCUGGAGUACAACAGCCUGGUGGAAGUGAACAGCGGCUCGCUCUACGGCCUCACGGCCCUGCACCAGCUCCACCUCAGCAACAACUCCAUCUCUCGCAUUCACCGCGACGGCUGGAGCUUCUGCCAGAAGCUACAUGAGUUGAUUCUGUCCUUCAACAACCUCACGCGUCUGGACGAGGAGAGCCUGGCUGAGCUGAGCAGCUUGAGUAUCCUGCGCCUCAGCCACAAUUCCAUCAGCCACAUCGCAGAAGGCGCCUUCAAGGGCCUCAAGAACCUACGGGUCUUGGACCUGGACCACAACGAGAUCUCAGGCACAAUAGAGGACACCAGCGGUGCCUUCGCGGGGCUCGACAGCCUCAGCAAGCUGACUCUGUUUGGAAACAAGAUCAAGUCCGUGGCGAAGAGAGCAUUCUCGGGGCUAGAAGGCCUGGAGCACCUGAACCUUGCAGAGAACGCAAUCCGGUCUGUGCAGUUCGAUGCCUUCGUGAAGAUGAAGAACCUCAAAGAGCUCCACAUCAGCAGUGACAGCUUCCUGUGCGACUGCCAGCUGAAGUGGUUCCCCCCGUGGCUAGUGGGCAGGAUGCUGCAGUCCUUCGUGACAGCCACCUGUGCCCACCCAGAGUCCCUGAAGGGCCAGAGCAUUUUCUCUGUGUCGCCGGAGAGUUUCGUGUGUGAUGACUUCCCGAAGCCACAGAUCAUCACCCAGCCCGAGACGACCAUGGCUGUGGCAGGGAAGGAUAUCCGCUUUACAUGCUCAGCCGCCAGCAGCAGCAGCUCACCUAUGACCUUUGCCUGGAAGAAGGACAAUGAGGUCCUGGCCAACGCCGACAUGGAGAACUUCGCUCAUGUCCGUGCGCAGGAUGGGGAAGUGAUGGAGUAUACCACCAUCCUGCACCUCCGUCGGGUCACUUUUGGGCACGAGGGCCGCUACCAGUGCAUCAUCACCAACCACUUCGGCUCCACCUACUCACACAAGGCCAGGCUCACAGUGAACGUGUUGCCAUCUUUCACCAAAAUGCCCCAUGACAUCGCCAUCCGGACUGGCACCAUGGCCCGCCUUGAGUGUGCCGCGACUGGCCACCCCAAUCCCCAGAUUGCCUGGCAGAAGGAUGGAGGCACAGACUUCCCUGCUGCUCGUGAGCGACGCAUGCACGUCAUGCCGGAUGACGACGUGUUCUUCAUCACUGACGUGAAGAUAGAUGACAUGGGGGUUUACAGCUGUACUGCCCAGAACUCGGCCGGCUCCAUUUCAGCUAAUGCCACCCUGACUGUCUUAGAGACCCCGUCCUUAGUGGUGCCCUUGGAAGACCGUGUGGUGUCUAUGGGAGAAACGGUGGCCCUCCAGUGCAAGGCAACCGGGAGCCCUCAGCCCCGCAUCACUUGGCUCAAGGGAGACCUCCCACUGAGCCUCACCGAGCGCCAUCACUUCACCCCUGGCAACCAGCUGCUUGUCGUUCAGAACGUGGUGGCCGAGGACGCGGGCCAGUACACCUGCGAGAUGUCCAACGCCCUAGGCACGGAGCGUGCACACAGCCAGCUGAGCAUCUUGCCCACCGCUGGCUGCAGGAAGGACGGGACCACCGUGGGCAUCUUCACUAUCGCCGUGGUGUGCAGCAUCGUCCUGACCUCGCUGGUCUGGGUGUGCAUCAUCUACCAGACCAGGAAGAAGAGCGAGGAGUACAGCGUCACCAACACCGAUGAAACCAUUGUGCCACCAGAUGUUCCAAGUUACCUCUCUUCUCAAGGCACCCUUUCUGACCGACAGGAAACUGUGGUUAGGACUGAGGGAAGCCAUCAGGCCAAUGGGCACAUUGAGAGCAACGGUGUGUGUCUGAGGGAUGUGGGCCUUUUCCCCGAGGCCGAAGCUCACGGCAUUGCAUGCAGGCCACCAAAGCUCUGCGUUGGAUAUAACAGAGAGCCCUGGAAAACGGUGGAGAAAGCCAGCGGGACAGCUGGGCCGCAUAAGAUGGAACAUAGUGGCCCGGGUGUACGCGGGGACUGCAACACUGACACGGACAGUUACUCCAAGGAGCAAGCCACCUACCCUCAAUCUGUGCCUGGAGACAGCAUACAGCCAAAUACACUAAGUGGCCAGGACCCCAGUCAGAGUGACCGAGGACAUCUUCCACCUCAUCAGAGCAGUGGGGUCGUUGACAGGUCUCACACUGACUGCAGAGGGUCCCUGUACCCCAGUAACCACGAUAGAAUGCUGACACCCUUGAAGAAAAAGCCAGUGGCAUCUCUUGAUGAAAAAGGGGACUCAUCCUGGACUUUAGCCAGGCUGUAUGACCUGGACUGUACAGAUCUGCAGCCUUCAGCCGCAGCCCCGUCCGGCAGCCCCAAGCUCCCAGGAGUUGCCUCGGACUUUCCUGCCAUCCGCACUGAGGUCCAGCACCUGCUGGCUUCCAGUGGCCACCUUCCCAAGGCACACGACUCCAGUGUGGAGUCCACACCACCGACAGGGCAGCUCGCUGGGACACAGAGGGUGCCACUGCUGUUGGCACCGAAAAGCUAGGCUUUAUCUACCUCAGCUCUUGUCGUGUUGGUCUCUACGGGGAAGAGGUAGAGGCUGUGAGGAAGCUUGGGUUCAAGCGUCGCUGAUUUGUAUAUAGUUUUAACUUCCAUGUGGAGUACCAGUCGUUCAAAGGACUUGCAUCUGAAGCACAGAAAUGCAAGAUUCUAUUUGUGUACAAAGGCUGAAAAGUAUUUGAUACCAUUGUACAUAAGAGUUUUCAGAGAUUUCAUAUAUAUUAUAUAUCUUUUACAGAGGCUAUUUUAAUCUUUAGUGCAUGGUUAACAAAAAAAAUUACACAAUUUUGACAUUAUUUUUCAUAUCAGGUUGCUGUUGGGGUGGGGGGGGAUUAGUCCUGGUGCCUUAACUCAUGGCUGGAGUCUACAGAGGUUAAACCACCUUUGUUCCUAGGAGUUGCCAGUGGGUAGAAAGUUCCUGUAUUUGGUGUGGACUUUAUAAAACAGA